AUGGCUCCCAAUCAGAUCAGGAAUCCUCAAGCUUCAAAAAAACCAAAACUUUCUCCACAACAACAAGAAGAAGCCUCUACAACAACUUCUACCACAUCUACAGCUGUUGCUGAUGCUACUACUACAACUAAUGUGGAAGAAAUAUUUGAAUUAAAAUAUGGGGAAGGCAUUACAUUCCGAAAUGAACAUUCUCUCCUCCGAUUGACCGUUCAACGAGGAUGCAUCAAUAUAUUUGGAACCGAAUUCAAAGAGGGUGAAAUCGUUGAAUUUAAGCAUUCUGAAAAACCAUUUCAAGUGAUUGGACUCAAUACUCAUGGAGAUUCUCAGAUUUGUGGGAUUCAAAUUCAACAUUCUUCAAAAGAUACCAUUUCCAUUCUCAAUGAUCCAUCCUACAUUACGUUCCAUCAAGGAUUGAUCGAAAUGUUUGAAAAUAUUUCAAAACAAAAUGACCAUGUCAGGUUACUGGUGGUAGGACCCACAGACUCAGGAAAAUCCACGAUUUGUAAAAUUCUCUUUAAUCAUGCCAUGUUUUCGAGCAGUCUUCGAAGAAUUUGUUUUUUCUCGGAUAUUGAUGUUGGUCAGAAUCAAGUUUCACUUCCAGGAACCAUGGGAUUGAGCGAGGCUGUGGUACCUUCAAGUGUUGGUGGCGGCAGUAGCAGUUCAGAUGAAAAUGUGAACAUAUACACCAAAGAACUUUCUGUCACACAUCAAGCGCCACUCGAGUUAAUUCCACACAAACAUGUAUUUUAUUUUGGAGAUAUUUCACCCAAAAACACUAUUUAUUAUAAUUACAUCUGCCAAAGAAUCUACCAAAAAUAUGAGUCAAUUUUAAAAGAAAAUGAACAAGUCCAUAAUAUUAACAAAUCAUUUUUGGUGAUGAAUACAUGUGGAUGGGUUGAAGGACAAGGCUAUUCCAUUCUAUUGAAUACUAUCAAGUCGUGUAAAAUUACGCAUGUUCUUUCGAUGGAUGAACAAACAUUUAGGUGUCUUCAGAAAGAUACUGCUGGCAGUGGAGUUGAAAUUAUUUAUAAACAAAAAAGCAGCCAAGUGAAAAAGAGAAAUAGUAAUUUCAGGAAGGAAACAAGAAACAAUUCCAUCAUGUCCUAUUUUUCGAAACCUCUAAACACCUUAACACUAUCUCUUGAAGAUGAUAUUCAUUUGUGUAUGAUUGAUUACAAGUCUCAAACAAGUGCUAGAGCUUUAAAUGUUUCAGAAAAAUCCCUUCAUAGAAUUUGUGCUGUUUCAACAGCCAAUUCCAUUGAUCAAGUGUUAAAUCAAGAAGUGUUUUGCUUUGUCGUUCUCGAACAAUUUAACGCAGAGAAGAAAACUAUUAAGCUUUUAUUGCCAGCAUCAAAAGACAAGAAAGAAAUAGAGAAAUUGCCAAAGCCUUUGUUCCUUCUUAGUGGUUCAGUCAUGUUUAAGUAA
Messenger RNA from Naegleria fowleri, 1425 nucleotides. RefSeq lists its product as uncharacterized. The record is from RefSeq and is a predicted model, not a curated record. The transcript is spliced from 2 exons. Gene Ontology annotation, biological process: tRNA splicing, via endonucleolytic cleavage and ligation. Gene Ontology annotation, molecular function: polynucleotide 5'-hydroxyl-kinase activity. NCBI's taxonomy places the organism in Eukaryota, Heterolobosea, Eutetramitea, Acrasida, Naegleriidae. Gene Ontology annotation, cellular component: nucleus. Bases 1 to 1425 code for a protein of 474 amino acids.